This is a messenger RNA of Arvicanthis niloticus (Nile rat), 2966 nucleotides long. RefSeq names its product endoplasmic reticulum-golgi intermediate compartment 1 (gene Ergic1). Lineage: Eukaryota; Metazoa; Chordata; Mammalia; Rodentia; Muridae. Gene Ontology annotation, biological process: endoplasmic reticulum to Golgi vesicle-mediated transport; retrograde vesicle-mediated transport, Golgi to endoplasmic reticulum. The record is from RefSeq and is a predicted model, not a curated record. Gene Ontology annotation, cellular component: endoplasmic reticulum membrane; Golgi membrane; endoplasmic reticulum.
AUGCAGAUAGAGAAAGGGGUGGUGGUAGAUCCUGGGAGCCAGAAGGCUUUUCCUAAGAAGCAAGGCCCUCGGGCCCCUUUAACCGGGCGGCGGAAGGGGCGGCCGGGGGAUGUGGCGGCGCCCAAUGGGCUGCGCGGAGCGUCACUUCCCGGCGGCGGGAGGCGAGUGGCGAGUGGCGAGUGUCGGGCCGGCUGGCGGGGGCGGGGCGGCCGAGGAGGCGUUGGCAGCGGGCUCGGACCCACGCGGCGCUGCGGCCCGCCUGGCCUGCAACGCUCCUACCGGCUCGGCGGCACGAUGCCCUUUGACUUCAGGAGGUUUGACAUCUACAGGAAGGUGCCCAAGGACCUCACGCAGCCGACAUAUACUGGUGCCAUUAUCUCCAUCUGCUGCUGCCUCUUCAUCCUCUUCCUCUUCCUGUCAGAGCUCACCGGAUUCAUCACGACAGAAGUGGUGAAUGAGCUCUACGUCGAUGACCCAGACAAGGACAGCGGAGGCAAAAUUGACGUUAGUCUCAACAUCAGCUUACCCAAUCUGCACUGUGAAUUGGUCGGGCUUGACAUCCAAGAUGAGAUGGGCAGACAUGAAGUGGGCCACAUCGACAACUCUAUGAAGAUCCCACUGAACAAUGGAGUUGGCUGCCGCUUCGAGGGCCAGUUCAGCAUCAACAAGGUCCCCGGCAACUUCCAUGUGUCCACACACAGUGCCACAGCCCAGCCACAGAACCCGGACAUGACACAUAUCAUCCAUAAGCUCUCCUUUGGGGAUACACUACAGGUCCAGAAUGUUCACGGAGCUUUCAAUGCUCUCGGGGGAGCAGACAGACUCACCUCCAACCCCCUGGCCUCCCACGACUACAUCUUGAAGAUUGUGCCCACAGUGUAUGAGGACAAGAGUGGCAAGCAGCGCUACUCCUACCAGUACACAGUGGCCAACAAGGAGUAUGUUGCCUACAGCCACACCGGCCGCAUUAUCCCCGCCAUCUGGUUCCGCUAUGACCUCAGCCCCAUCACGGUCAAGUACACAGAGAGAAGGCAACCGCUGUACAGGUUCAUCACCACAAUCUGUGCGAUCAUCGGUGGGACCUUCACUGUCGCCGGCAUUCUGGACUCCUGCAUCUUCACAGCCUCAGAAGCGUGGAAGAAGAUCCAGCUGGGCAAAAUUCACUGACCUCCUGCUCAGCCCAGUGACUGAGGACCAGGAACCCUGCUAGUCCUGCCUCCAGCGUCCUAUCUCCUUCUGCCUUCUCUGGCCCAGUGUGUAUGGGAGGAGGGGGGUGAUGGUAACAGGUGGCACCAGGUUCCGCACCUACCUCUCUCCCCAUGUUUUAGAUAAAUUAACACUGCCUGGAGUCAUGGUGUCCCUUUUCCUGCAGAGCCCCAAGACCAGGGUCAGGCAUAGGGAGGUACUCCGGGGAUGCUGGUGACCUCUCGUGGGAAGGCUGUAGUCUUUUCUCCGUUAGGGAAGAGCCUAGAGUCCAAACAGACAAACUUUCAGACAGGCUUUGACAAUCCUUAAGCCCCACCAUUUGGACAUGCUAACAGCUUGAUUUGUCCGCUGGGCAGCCAACCUGCGCUCUCAGCCUUGGGACCACACUGCCCAAGGUCCUGCUGCUUGACACUUUCGACAUGGAACGGUACUUGGCAGGGAAGCCUGUAGACACGGCACUGUAGCUGCAACUUGCUUCUGCCUCAUUGCUUCACACCCAACCUAGAGCCUGGGUCUUUAUCUCCUACCCCAACCCUGCCUCCUACGGAACAGAUGCCCAGUUGCUUGGCAGAAUGGUGGAGACUCAGAUUUACCCACCAGUCCUGAGGCAGCUCACAGGUGCCCCUUCCUCUCUUGUCUUUGCUCUUCUGAAUCCCCCACCAAUGUGCCUCAGCUGCUGUGCUAUGCGGCAAUAGCAUUGCUUGGUGAAGGGGCUGGUUCCCAUGGCAACUACCACCCUCCCCCCACCCCACCCCCCGCCCAGUUACAUUCUGCAGUGCCAAGGGAUAGGGCCAUGUGACUGGAAGGUCAUCCUUGGAUGGCCACAUAAGGCACAGUUUGUACAUUUUGUCCAAACCUGAAGCAUCCCUCCCCAUGAACCACAAAUGAUCAUGUCUUGAUGUCCACCUUUGGCCCCAAGGCCUUAGCUGGGGAAAUGAAGCAGUCGAGUUUCUUCUCUUUGCAUCUCUACCUUGCAGGCUCCCAAAGGAUGCCCAGCAUCUGGGACCCACUUGCUAUUGAGAUCCCCUACUAGCUGAGCACAUGCCAACUCAUUCUUAGCCCCAGGGGGCUCCAGUGUCUCCCCCAUUUCCCCUUUCCUGUUUCUCCCUCAUCCUUCCCUUUUUUUCCUAAAGGGAGGGGCAGUGGUCCAGGCAUGAAUUCCAUGCAGAGAAUUUUAGCUAUGCUCUCACGUCCAGAGAGAGAGCCACAGGCCUGGGCUUCGUUUAUAUCGAGAUUGUUUGCAUACUUUUGUAAUGACGGGAGUCUCCAGUAGGAAGUUUUGGGGGUUUUUUGUUUUUGUUUGGUUUUGUUUUUGUUUUUCUUGAUCUCUUAUGGGUAGCUGGAUUCUCUGCCAUUUGUAAUUUUUGCCUCUGAUUCUAAUUAGCAAAGUUUCCCUUUUUAUAUGAGUUGACUCUUAUUGUGUAUGUAAACUGCCCCUGAGUUAUUUCUGGUAUCUGUCCACUUGGCUAGAUUUCUUAACUUCUUUUAAACAUUUUGUUCCACAGUUUAAGAAACCAGUCCGUUUGUGUGAAUCUGUCACCUGUGGAGGGUGGGGCAGGGUGGGAUGGGGUGGGAACUGUGUGGCAUGCAUAUGCGUUGAAAUCCCACUUUUGUAAGGACACAGGGGAUGUCAGUUUCCCGUGGAAGAGACGCCUCUGGCCUGUUGUUCUUGUAAAGGCAUUCUCAAAGGGACAUAUGCUUUGAUUCUUUCCCACUCACUGGGUUCAAUUAGAUAUUAAAAGCUGCUUUUCAGAAAUAUU